CUCGGACACGGCCUCGGCCACCACGCGCACGCCUCGCAGUUCGCGCCCACCGUGGCCGAGGCCGUGGCCGCCAUGCACCACGGUGACUCCAGGGCGGUGCUCGCCCGGUACAGCCAGCGGGGGGCAUACGGUGAUGCGACGUCGCUGUACCCGGGCCACUACCAGGCUCAACAGGAGGUGCCCCAGUACCACCACCACCCGCCGCACCAAGUCCACCAGCACGACCGGGGCAAGCCGACGCCAACGCCGCCGUACCCCUGUGCAUAUUCGCAGUACGCGAGCUCGGGCGGUGACGCGUACCGCGGUGGCGUCUACCUGGGCAGUGACUCCCCCCACGGCACCGCGCACGGCGCCGCACACGCCGGCUUCGUGAUGCACAGCAACACCCUGGCCGAGCACCACGCCGCGACGACGCCCUACCCUCAGGUCCACGGCGUCCACGCGCCGCACUCCGCGCACGCCGUCCACGCCGUCCACCACGCCAUGAACGGGGGCUUCCCCCAGGUGGCCUCGCAGACGACGCCGUCGUCCUCGUCGGCGUCCGGGACGCAGGACCCUCAGCCCUACCCGUACCAGUCGUCGUACUGCGGGCCACCCAUGCAAAAGUACUGACGGACAGAGUCCACCGACCGAUCAUCACAUCGGGUGAUCAAGUCUCUCGAUCGCCGUCGCCCCGUUCCCGUCCCUCUUUAUCUUCAGUUUAUGUCGACCUGAUGAGUCACCCGUUUUCAGCUGUUUUGUAAAUAAAAAUACUUGUUGUUUUGUUUUUUAA
Messenger RNA from Thrips palmi, 772 nucleotides. RefSeq names its product polyadenylate-binding protein 1-B-like. NCBI's taxonomy places the organism in Eukaryota, Metazoa, Arthropoda, Insecta, Thysanoptera, Thripidae. The record is from RefSeq and is a predicted model, not a curated record. The transcript is spliced from 4 exons. Bases 73 to 612 code for a protein of 179 amino acids.